GGUCGUUGUCGCUAUCGGCUCAUUGGUGGAGAGGAGUGACGGGGUCGAUGGAAGGCGAUUCGCUGUGGGUGAUAUUGGAAUACCGGAAGAUGCGGGAUAUAUGCUGGUUACAAGACUACUCAAUGAAGGUGUCUAUACUGGAGGUGGAGGAAAUGGAUAAUUAUGAUGAUGGUAGGAGGAGGAGGAGGAAGUGGUCAAGAUGUCGUGGCGUUGUAUGGAAAAGUUUCCCUCUGUCCGGUGAGGCGAAGUAGUGUCGUAGAAGAAGACCAAUGGAGCAAAAGGUGGAGUACUCUAUGGAAGGCGACGACGACGGCGUUAAUGAUGAUGAUGAUGAUGAUGAUGAUGAUGAUGAUGAUGAUACACGACUGGCUUUUAGAUGCUCCGAUGAGUGAGAGAAGAGCAGAGGCGGAGAUGGAGGAGAAGAGCAGAGACAGAGACGGUGGUGAAUUGCUGGAUGCUUUCUCUCUUUCCCUCUCGCGGAAUGGAAAUCGGGUUUCCCUCGAAAGUUGGUGGUGAUGAUGCCCGCCCGUUGAUGAGUGUGCGCUUUUGGUGACGUAAUCCUGGCGAGGCGGCAGGGCACGGUAGGGUUUCGACGUAUUGGGUGGUGGAGGAGGAGGAAGAGGGCACGAGACACGCACAAU
Dissoconium aciculare CBS 342.82 is the source of this 641-nucleotide messenger RNA. RefSeq lists its product as uncharacterized. Lineage: Eukaryota; Fungi; Ascomycota; Dothideomycetes; Mycosphaerellales; Dissoconiaceae. Bases 163 to 516 code for a protein of 117 amino acids. The transcript has a single exon. The record is from RefSeq and is a predicted model, not a curated record.